UGCGCGCAGUGCCGCCGCCACAACUCCAUCCAGAGCGCCACCACCGUCAACAGCUUCUCCAGCUCGCUGUACAGAGGCUCCAGGCUGACGUCCAGCUCGCGGCAGUACAUGGCGGCCGAGGACUCGGAGUCGGUGGCGGCCAUCUGCGAGCGCGACAUGCACUCGCUGCACCGCAACGUGCCCGCGCUGCGGCGCACCGACGUGGACACCUCGGCCAUCCGCCACCACUACUACCCCGACGGCGGCUGGGGCUGGGUGGUGUGCGGCACGGCGCUCUUCGCCCACGGCCUGUCCUCGGGGCUGCUGCUGGCCUGGGGCUCGGCCGCGCCCUUCGCCGUCAAGCACCUCCACGCCAGGACCAUGGACACAGCGUGGCUGGGCUGCUCCGCGCUGGCCUCCUCGCUGCUCAUCUCGCCGCUGAUCGUGUCGCUGUGCCGCCGCAAGUCCACGCGCCUCACCGCCGUGUUCGGCGGGCUGGUCAUGGCGCUCGCCUUCCUCUUCACGUCCUUCGCCCAGCAGCUGCACCAGGUGUCGCUAAGCUACGGCGUGAUGCUGGGCGUGGGCGCGUCCAUGGUGCGGGAGGCGGCCUCCCUCAUGCUGGGCCAGUACUUCAAGCGGCGCCGCGCCUCCGCCGAGUACCUCAUGCUGUCCGGGGUGGGGCUGGGCAUCGCCACCUUCGCCGCCUUCUACUCGGACAACAUCGCGCGGCUGGGCUGGCGACUUGGGCUGCAGGCGGCCACGGGCUUGGUGGCCACGGGCUUCUUCAUCGGCGUGCUCUACCGGCCCGCCUCGCUGUACCACCCGCAGCGGCGCGCCAUCUCGCACCUCAAGGCGCAGCGCAAGCGCGUCAAGCACAAGAAGGCCCUGCGGCCGCCCCGGCCGCCGCUCAUCGACUACACGCCGCUGCACUCCAGGGCCGUGCGCCUGCUGCUGGGCGCCUCGGCCGCCUGCGCCACCGGCCUCUACACGCCGGCCUUCCACCUGGGCCUGCAGGCGUCCAAGGAGGGCCUCCCCGAGGCCAGCGUGCGGCUGCUGCAGACCAUCCUGGGGCUCGGCGCCGCGCUGGGCUGCUGCGUCGUGGGGGUCAUCACGUCGCGGGGCAGCGACCAGUGCCUCGUGUCGCGGCAGAACCUCCUGCAGACCUCCAUCAUGGGCCUCGUGCUGUCGCUGCUGGCGCUGGGCUGGGUGACGGGCUACCACGGCUACGUGCUGGUCACGUGGCUGUACGGCACCAGCCUGGGCGGCACGCUGUACUCGCUCAAGAUGUUCACCAUGGAGCGGGUGCGCGCGCGGUACUUCUCCCGGACCUGGGGCUUCGUGCAGAGCGCCCAGGCGCUGCCGGUGCUGCUCGGCGUCCCCGUCACUGGCUACAUCAACGAGAGCAACCCCCGGUGCGGCUACUACUUCUCGCUGGCGUGGGCGCUGGUGGGCGCCGCGCUGGUGCACCUGUCCGCCUGGCCGGACACCGACACCAACGUCACCGGGGACUGCGACGCGUGCGCCGUGCUCACGCCCAGGAUGACGCCGUGCCACCAGUACCCGCACCACCAGUACCCCAUCCUGUGCGACCUGCCGCCGCCCACCAUGCCGCUGCGCGCCACGCGCUCCGUGCCCGAGGGGCUGUACCGGCCGCCCGGCAGGCACGUCACCGUCAUCGAGCAGAUCACCACGUCCGUGUAG
Messenger RNA from Thrips palmi, 1680 nucleotides. RefSeq names its product monocarboxylate transporter 11. Gene Ontology annotation, molecular function: monocarboxylic acid transmembrane transporter activity. Lineage: Eukaryota; Metazoa; Arthropoda; Insecta; Thysanoptera; Thripidae. Bases 109 to 1680 code for a protein of 523 amino acids. The transcript is spliced from 9 exons. Gene Ontology annotation, biological process: transmembrane transport. The record is from RefSeq and is a predicted model, not a curated record.